Messenger RNA from Poeciliopsis prolifica (blackstripe livebearer), 945 nucleotides. RefSeq names its product trace amine-associated receptor 1-like. The transcript has a single exon. Gene Ontology annotation, cellular component: membrane. NCBI's taxonomy places the organism in Eukaryota, Metazoa, Chordata, Actinopteri, Cyprinodontiformes, Poeciliidae. Gene Ontology annotation, biological process: G protein-coupled receptor signaling pathway. The coding region runs from base 1 to 945 and encodes 314 amino acids. Gene Ontology annotation, molecular function: trace-amine receptor activity. The record is from RefSeq and is a predicted model, not a curated record.
AUGGUUGAAGAUCAGCGUCUCUGUAAUGAGUCAGCACAGCUGCAUGGACAGACUGUGACGUCUUCUGUGUUUCAUGCUUUUGUCGUUUCUUUGUCACUUCUGAUAAUAUGUGGAAAUCUUCUUGUCAUCAUCUCUGUCGUUUACUUCAAGCAGCUCCACACUCCAACAAACUACCUCAUCCUCUCUCUGGCUGUGACUGACCUGCUGGUUGGAGCUUUAGUUUUACCUUUCAGCACCAUAUUGUCUCUGAGCUCAUGCUCCAGUUCAAGUUAUUUACUCUGUAAAAUGCGAGGCCUGUUUGAUAUUUUACUCUGCACGUCGUCUGUUUUAAAUUUGUGCUGUAUAUCCAUUGACAGAUAUUUUGCAGUGUGUCAUCCUCUGACAUAUAGAAGCAAAAUGAAUGUUUGUGUAAUUCUGACCAUGAUCCUGGUGAGCUGGACUCUUUCAGCUCUAUUCGCUGUUGUCAUCAUAGCACGUGGGAUAAAUCAAGGAAAUCUCAGCAGGAGGUGUAAUUUAUUUACACCUACAAAACAAUUCAGUCCUGAAACCAUUUUUCAGUUUUACAUUCCAGCUAUUAUAAUUUUAUCAAUCUAUCUUAAGAUUUUCAUGGUGGCGAAGAAACAGGCAAGACAAAUCCAGAACACUAUGAAGUCUGAAGCAGCUCUCAGUAAGAUGGAGAAAAAGGCCAACAAAACUCUGGCUACAGUGAUGGGAGUCUUCCUCAUAUGUUGGACUCCUUUCUUUCUAUCCAUAGGUUUUUACAGUUUGGGAAUAGUCACAAUACCAGUUGCAGCCAUUGAAGGAUUUUUAUGGUUAGGAUGGUCCAAUUCUAUGUUAAAUCCUCUGGUUUAUGCUUUUUUCUACAGGUGGUUCAGACGAGCUUUUACUAUGAUCAUUUCUGGUCAAGUAUUUCAGGGAGAUUUUUCUAAUACAAAAUUAUUGUGA